Molecule: messenger RNA, 762 nt
Organism: Brassica napus (rape)
Lineage: Eukaryota; Viridiplantae; Streptophyta; Magnoliopsida; Brassicales; Brassicaceae
Exons: 4
Coding region: 134-478 (114 amino acids)
Source: RefSeq, a predicted model, not a curated record
UGGUUGGUUAUUGACUUUGCUUCGUUAAUGUUUUCAUUUAUGUGAGAAAUAAUCACCAAAUUUGAAUUUGAUAUACAAUUACUUUCACUAAAUAAGAAAGUAAUCAUACAUAGAGAGUGAGUAAACUAUAUCCAUGAAUCAAAAUUCGAAUUUUUAUACGCAAUUUCCAAGCAUCCUAUCCAACGGAAGGAGAUCAAGAGGAAACUCCCACAUCAAGCCAGCCUGUUGCAUCCGGUUUCCAGAUGGAAGACUCUUCUCCAAGGAUUAUAUCUCGAGAGGGUUGCUUUGCGAGUGCAGGUUAUCAGCUUCUCUGAGUAACCGUUGGGCAGCUGCAAUGCAUCUAUACAAUGACCCUACUGUUGAUGUGUCUGAAAGACCAGUGAUGUAUCAUGGUGGAGAUGUGUUGAACGAGGCAAAACCAUUACAGAUACAGGCUUCAGGCAAGCAAGACACUACCUCCACCAAAGUUGCCAAGUGAUUACAUAACUAAGCUCUGUCGUGGACUGGCUGAAUCAAAGGUCGUCACGUUCUAAACUGGUGCAGCGUCAACGUCCAUUACAUAUUGAACUUUUGUCGGUUUCUUUCUUUUAUUUGGAUUUUGAGUUCUGAUUUUGUUUUAGCUUAAGUAGCAAAUCAAUGAGUAGGCCAAAUCAUUGAUUGAAUUAUUAUUAGUAAAUAAUGUAGAUACACAAGAAAUGCGUUCUACAUUUCUAGUUAAUCUGUGGUCUCAGAGGAUAAGACCUGAUACGCAAAGUCUUUUAU